This is a messenger RNA of Orycteropus afer afer, 3327 nucleotides long. It is a transcript of the gene LATS2, whose product is annotated as large tumor suppressor kinase 2. The transcript is spliced from 7 exons. Gene Ontology annotation, cellular component: nucleus; spindle pole. The coding region runs from base 1 to 3327 and encodes 1108 amino acids. NCBI's taxonomy places the organism in Eukaryota, Metazoa, Chordata, Mammalia, Tubulidentata, Orycteropodidae. Gene Ontology annotation, biological process: regulation of organ growth; peptidyl-serine phosphorylation; hippo signaling. Gene Ontology annotation, molecular function: ATP binding; protein binding; protein serine/threonine kinase activity. The record is from RefSeq and is a predicted model, not a curated record.
AUGAGGCCAAAGACUUUUCCUACCACAGCUUAUUCUGGAAAUAGCAGGCAGCGACUACAGGAGAUUCGGGAAGGGUUAAAGCAACCGUCCAAAUCUUCAGCUCAGGGGUUACCCGUGGGACCAAACAAUGACCCUACCCUGGACACCAAGGUUCUCGGGGGCAAGGACUCUGCCAGGCAGCAGCAGCAGAUGAGAGCCACCCCAAAGUUUGGACCUUACCAGAAAGCUUUGCGGGAAAUCAGAUAUUCCUUGUUGCCUUUUGCUAACGAAUCGGGUACCUCUGGUGCUGCAGAAGUAAAUCGACAAAUGCUACAGGAGCUGGUGAAUGCAGGAUGUGACCAGGAGAUGGCGGUCCGAGCGCUGAAGCAGACAGGCAGCAGGAGCAUAGAGGCCGCUCUGGAAUACAUCAGUAAAAUGGGCUACUUGGACCCAAGGAACGAGCAGAUAGUGCGUGUCAUCAAGCAGACUUCCCCAGGGAAGGGCAUGAUGCCAGUCAGCAUGGCCCGGAGGCCAAGCUUUGAAGGAACGGGUGACUCCUUCCCUUCGUACCACCAGAUGAGCGGGGCAACCUAUGAAGGACCCAGCUUUGGGGCAGAGGGACCAACCAUACUGAAAGAAGUGCCACACCAGUACAUGGACUACAUGUUCUCUGGACAGAGGCCUGCUGCAGGAGCCGGCACCCACGGCCUGCCUGGUGGUCAUCAGCACCCACCCAAAGGGUACUGUGCAAACAUGGAGGCCCCAGUGCUGAGUUUCCCUGUCACUAACCAAGGGGGGCCAGCCCUGCAGCUCCCAGGCCCCCACAGCCCCAACGGCCCGCACUACGGCCGCCCACAUCUGAUGGUCCAGGGGGAGCCGCUGGUCUAUGGCCUCCAGCGCAGCCCCUCCUUCCAAAACAAGGGGCCACCAGAGGCAGCAGGAUAUGCAAACCUUCCUGCGAAGGGCCAGGCGGCCCAGCCCAAUGCCAGCCUCGGGUUUCCGACCUCAGGCUUGGUGGCCGGGCUGUACCUGCAAUACCCACACCAUAAGCAGACCAGCCCCUCCUCCCACCAGAUGCACUCAAUGGGCUCUCGAGUGCAGGUGUUUGCGGGCGACAGCCCCCCCCAGAAUCUGCUCACCCCAUCAAGGAACAGCCUGAACAUGGACUUGUAUGAGAUGAACAUGUGUAUGCCGUCCACCACUCUGUCACGCCGGGACUCUCUUCAGAAGCCCGGCCUCGAGGCACCCCCCCACCAGCAUGUGCCCUUCCGGCCCGACAGUUCUGUCCCCAGCAGAACCAGCUCCUUCAACAACCACCAGCAGCAGGUGGCGGGACCCAUCAGGGCGGGAGCCCCCAGCAAAGCCGAGCCUUCCAUGCCCUCUCCCAACACCAUCACGGCCGUCACGUCUGCCCACAUCCUGCACCCAGUGAAAAGCGUGAGGGUGCUGAGGCCCGAGCCCCAGACGGCCGUGGGGCCCUCCCACCCUGCCUGGAUGCCGGCACCCAGCCCAGCUGUGGAGGGCCUGGACCCCAAGGAUGAGCCCUCUCUGCCCUUGGGGGGCACGAGUGCAUACCCACUGGACGUGGAAUAUGGCAGCCCAGAGAUGCGCUGCCCACCCCCGCCGUACCCGAAGCACCUGUUGCUACAGAGUAAAUCGGAGCAGUACGACGUGGACAGCCUUUGUGCGGGGCUGGAGCAGGGCCUCCGAGCAGGCCAGGCUGCCGAGCCCACUGAGAGGAGUGACAAGGGCCACAAGAGCGCCAAAGGGGAGAAAGCAGGGAAGGACAAAAAGCAAAUCCAGACUUCCCCCGUUCCUGUUCGGAAAAAUAGCCGAGAUGAAGAGAAGAGAGAGUCGCGCAUCAAGAGCUACUCGCCAUAUGCCUUUAAGUUCUUCAUGGAGCAGCACAUAGAGAAUGUCAUAAAAACCUACCAGCAGAAAGUCAACCGCAGGCUGCAGCUGGAACAGGAAAUGGCCAAAGCUGGCCUCUGUGAAGCUGAGCAGGAGCAAAUGAGGAAGAUCUUAUACCAGAAAGAGUCCAACUACAACAGGCUGAAGAGGGCCAAGAUGGACAAGUCCAUGUUUGUAAAAAUCAAAACCCUGGGCAUCGGUGCCUUCGGGGAGGUGUGCCUCGCUUGUAAGGUGGACACACAUGCACUGUAUGCCAUGAAGACACUGAGGAAGAAGGACGUCCUAAAUCGGAACCAGGUGGCCCACGUCAAAGCGGAGAGGGACAUCCUAGCCGAGGCGGACAACGAGUGGGUGGUGAAGCUCUACUACUCCUUCCAGGACAAGGACAGCCUGUACUUUGUGAUGGACUACAUCCCCGGGGGGGACAUGAUGAGCCUGCUGAUCCGGAUGGAGGUCUUCCCUGAGCCACUGGCCCGCUUCUACAUCGCAGAGCUGACGCUGGCCAUCGAGAGUGUGCACAAGAUGGGCUUCAUCCACCGUGACAUCAAGCCGGACAACAUUCUCAUUGAUCUUGAUGGCCACAUCAAGCUGACAGACUUUGGCCUCUGCACAGGAUUCCGGUGGACUCACAAUUCCAAAUACUACCAGAAAGGAAACCACGUGCGGCAGGACAGCAUGGAGCCCGGCGACCUCUGGGAUGAUGUGUCUAACUGUCGCUGCGGAGACCGUCUGAAGACGCUGGAGCAGAGGGCACGGAAGCAGCACCAGAGGUGUCUGGCACACUCCCUGGUGGGGACUCCGAAUUACAUCGCCCCAGAAGUGCUCCUUCGCAAAGGAUACACUCAGCUCUGUGACUGGUGGAGCGUCGGAGUGAUUCUCUUCGAGAUGCUGGUGGGGCAGCCACCCUUCUUGGCACCUACUCCCACAGAAAUCCAACUGAAGGUGAUAAAUUGGGAGAGUACACUCCACAUCCCUGCCCAGGUCAAGCUGAGCCCUGAGGCCCGGGACCUCAUCACCAGGCUGUGCUGUGCUGCCGACAGCCGGCUGGGAAGGGCUGGGGCCGAUGAGCUCAAGGCCCACCCAUUCUUCAGUGCCAUCGACUUCUCCAGCGACAUCCGGAAGCAGCCCGCACCCUACGUGCCCAAGAUCAGCCAUCCCAUGGACACCUCCAACUUUGACCCCGUGGAUGAGGAAAGCCCAUGGGACGAGGCCAGCGAAGACAGCACCAAGGCAUGGGACACGCUCACCUCCGCCAACAGCAAACACCCUGAGCACGCCUUCUAUGAGUUCACCUUCCGAAGGUUCUUUGAUGACAAUGGCUACCCCUUCCGAUGCCCCAAACCUUCGGAAGCAGAAGCCACUCAGUCUGAGAGCACAGAUGGAGAAAACACAGGUGUUGGGGACCAGACUGAGGGCUGCCAGCCUGUGUACGUGUAG